Populus euphratica (Euphrates poplar) is the source of this 3113-nucleotide messenger RNA. RefSeq names its product scarecrow-like protein 27. The coding region runs from base 545 to 2851 and encodes 768 amino acids. NCBI's taxonomy places the organism in Eukaryota, Viridiplantae, Streptophyta, Magnoliopsida, Malpighiales, Salicaceae. The record is from RefSeq and is a predicted model, not a curated record. The transcript is spliced from 2 exons.
GAGAGAGAGAGAGACACUUUAUUGCCUUUUUUAUGAUGCACGCAUCCAUUGCAAACACAGAAUGAUGGUAUAUUAUUACUGUUAAGACAGAAGGGCUAGAAGAAGUGGAGAAACAAAGAGCAAUUAACCACAACCACAACUACACAACAACAAAAUACAGAGAGAUAGAUUGAAUGAUAUGGAGUUGAAGAGAAGGGAAAAAUUAGAUAAAAAAACAUGGAGCUCACCAAGAGAAUGAGAAAGGAUUGGUGGGUGGUCAAGAGCUAGUGACAAAAGAUAUUUUGUUGUAAUGGGUGGGUUGAAGAAGAGAGAUUCAUGGCAUGCAAUGAGAUAUGAUAUUGUGUUAAAAAAUCUCAGUUAAAGAACAAGAAAGUUUCUUUCUUCUUCUUCUUCUUCUUCUUCCCUUUUUUUUCAUUAAAUUAAAUCUGAGUGUUAGCCCACCUGAGAGCCAACGCCAUUGAGAAUCCUUCACUUCACCACUGCAUCGGGCCUUUUCUCGACUUCUCUCUAAACACCUCAGGCUUCUUGGUAUUUUAUAAGAGGCAUGCCCUUUCGUUUGCAGGCCAAGGGGGGUGUAGAUUUUGAUGGUUUUGCUUCAGUUUGUUCUCAACAAGAAACUUGGACUCAAAGGCAACGACAACAACUUCUUGAAGUGAAUAGCUUUGCAAGCAAAGAACCUAACUCAGUUCUUCAUAUGAGAAGAAGUCCAAGCCCACCUACAUCAGUUUCGACUCUCUCCUCCUCCUCAAACGGCGGCGCCGGUGGAAACACCAGCGACAAGACCGCCACCAUCACGGCAACAGAUAAAGUAGUGAACCCAUUGAACAAUGAAAGGAAAGAUGAAUGGGCAACAGAGCUGCAGCCAUUCCCAAGCGGACUAGAGUUUGUUUCAACAGGAGAAAGAUGUGGACUUGGACUAGAAGAUUGGGAGAAUAUGCUGUCAGAGCCAAGCCAAGAACAAUCCUUGUUGAGGUGGAUAGCUGGGGAUGUGGAUGACACACAGUUUGGGCUAAAGCAGUUGUUGCAAAGUGGAAGCAGUCAGCUGGAAUUUGAUGGCAAUGUUGGCGGUGGUUCUGGUGUUGGUGGAUUGGGGAUUGUUGAUCAAGGACCUGGGUUUGAGUCCUUAAGUGGAAUUCCAAGUGGCGUGUCAAGCAUUGGAACUAAUUUGGCUCCUUUUCCUGGUCCUGGGGUUUCAAAUAUUGGGUCCGGUUUAGUUGCUCCUGGCUCUUCUUCUGGUUUGAUUAACUACAAAAAUGUUGGAUUUGGCAGCAACGACUCAAGUGUGCAAAGCCCAGUUUUUAGUUCUCCAACUAACAGUGUUUCACUUCCAUUUUCUUUACCUCCUGGUAUGGUUUAUCAGCAAAAUCAGCUGCAACAAAUUGAGGUCCCAGAGGAGAAGCCACUCAUACUAAAUCCACAGAUAUUGAUGAACCAGCAACAGUCUCAUAAUCCACGCAUUCGAAAUCCCAACCUUUUCUUGCAAUUACCAUUUUAUCAGCAAGAAAACCGCCCUCUCGAUUCCCAACUCAAGCGCCACAACUCUGGUGGCAUGGACCCAAUCUCUCAUGUAAUCCCAAAACUACCAUUCUCUGAUCCUGGGCAAGAACUUUUGCAAAGAAAACACCAACAACAGCAACUGGGGUUUCCUCAGAGAGUUCAGUUUCUUCACCAACAACUUCAACAGAAGCCGUUGGUGGUGAAGAAGGAAGAUUUAGGAACUCAACAUCACCAGCACCAGCACCAGCACCAGCAUGCUUUGUUGGACCAGCUCUACAAGGCAGCUGAGUUGGUAGGGACUGGGAACUUCUCACACGCGCAAGGGAUAUUGGCGCGGCUCAAUCAACAGCUCUUCCCAACUGGGAAGCCUCUCCAUAGAGCAGCUUUCUACUUCAAGGAGGCUCUUCAAUUGCUCCUUCUCAUGAAUAGUAACUCAGUCACUGCCCCACCGCCUAGGAGCCCCACCCCAUUCGAUGUCAUCUUCAAAAUGAGUGCUUACAAAGUCUUAUCUGAGGUUUCUCCACUUGUCCAAUUUGUCAACUUCACCUGCAAUCAGGCCCUCCUUGAAGCAGUUGACGAUGCAGAUAGGAUUCACAUUGUGGACUUCGAUAUUGGAUUCGGUGCUCAAUGGGCCUCUUUCAUGCAGGAACUUCCCCGGAAUAGAGGUGUCCGAUCAUUGAAAACCACUGCCUUUGCCUCUCCUUCGACUCACCAUCCCGUUGAACUUAGUCUUAUGCGCGAUAACUUAACUCAAUUUGCUGAUGAGAUUGGUCUCAGUUUUGAACUUGAUGUGAUUAACUUUGAUUCUUUGGAGCAACAUUGUUAUUCUCUCCCCUUUUUCCGAACAAGUGAACAUGAGGCUGUUGUGGUGAAUUUCCCUAUUUGGUGCUCGGCAAAUCAACCAUCUGCACUACCGUCACUGCUGCGCUUUAUAAAGCAACUUUCUCCAAGGAUUGUGGUGUCUUUGGACCGAGGGUGUGACAGAAGUGACCUUCCAUUCCCACAACAUAUCCUCCAUGCCCUCCAAUCCUAUACACACCUAUUGGAAUCAUUGGAUGCUGUUAAUGCAACUACGGAUGAUGUGAACAAGAUUGAGAGGUUUUUGCUCCAGCCUAGGAUUGAAAGUACUGUGCUGGGGCGUCUUCGUGCUACAGACAAAAUGCCAAAUUGGAAGACAAUCUUUGCAUCUGCCGGGUUUUCUCCCGUAACUUUCAGUAACUUCACCGAAACUCAGGCAGAAUGUGUGGUGAAGAGGACUCCAGUGAGGGGAUUUCACGUGGAAAAGCAGCAGGCUUUGCUUGUGCUUUUUUGGCAGCGUAGAGAGCUUAUGUCAGCUUCAGCAUGGAGAUGCUGAGCAAUAACAAUAUGACGAGCAGGGAGAUUUCUUAUGUAUCUAGGUUGAGCACGGCUAUGUAAUGCCUGAAUUUAAGCGACUCUGUUCUGUUCUGUCAAUGUAAUGAUGGUGUCGAAGGCCUGAAAGAGCAAUGAACCUUGCACAACAGUAUUUACACCCCUCACCUGCCUUUUCAGUGAAACAAUAUAUCCUCUAGUGUAUAGUUCGUGAUGCAACUUAAUUAAAUACUUUUUAUAGCUGACUUGUUAUCUUUUGAACUCAU